Molecule: messenger RNA, 2237 nt
Organism: Phalacrocorax carbo (great cormorant)
Lineage: Eukaryota; Metazoa; Chordata; Aves; Suliformes; Phalacrocoracidae
Source: RefSeq, a predicted model, not a curated record
UGGGGAAGGAGCACUUCCUCCUCCUUCUCCUCGGGGGGGGGGGGGAAUGGGGGGUCCUUUAAAAGCUGGGAAGCAGGCAUUGUACCCAGUGUUGAGAUCUGGGCUCCCCAGCACCAUGUCUGGAUUGGGCCCAGCCACGGCAUCACUGGAGCCAGGCCUUACCGGGUCCCUGAACCGAGGCCAAGCCCAGACUUACGGCACCGGUGGGAGCCCCCUGCCCCCGCAGCACCCUGGCACCCGGGAUCAGACCUACCUGGAUGAACUCAUCAGCAUCCCCAAGGGCAGUGGGACCGGUUUCAGCUUUAGGAAACUCUGGGCUUUCACCGGCCCCGGCUUCCUCAUGAGCAUCGCCUACCUGGACCCGGGCAACGUGGAGUCCGACCUGCAGUGUGGGGCAGUGGCAGGAUUCAAGCUGCUGUGGGUGCUGCUGUGGGCCACCGUCCUGGGGCUCCUGUGCCAGCGCCUGGCCAUCCGGCUGGGUGUAGUGACGGGGAAGGACCUGAGCGAGAUUUGCUACCUCUAUUACCCCAAGGUGCCCCGCGUGCUGCUCUGGCUCAUGAUCGAGAUCGCCAUCAUCGGCUCUGACAUGCAGGAGGUGAUAGGGACAGCCAUUGCCUUCAGUCUGCUCUCGGCCGGCCGCAUCCCCCUCUGGGGUGGGGUCCUCAUCACCAUUGUGGACACUCUCUUCUUCCUCUUCCUUGACAAGUACGGGCUCCGCAAACUGGAGGCUUUCUUCGGCCUCCUCAUUACCAUCAUGGCCCUGACCUUCGGCUACGAGUACGUGGUGGUGAGGCCGGGGCAGGCGGAGGUGCUGAAGGGCAUUUUCCUGCCCUACUGCCCGGGCUGUGGGCGAGAGGAGCUGCUCCAGGCCGUGGGCAUCGUCGGUGCCAUCAUUAUGCCCCAUAAUAUCUUCCUCCACUCCUCCUUGGUCAAGACACGGGCAAUCGACCGGUCCAAGAAGGAUGCCGUGCAGGAGGCCAACAUGUAUUUCCUGACCGAGUCCUGCCUGGCCCUAUUCAUCUCCUUCCUCAUCAACCUCUUUGUCAUGGCUGUCUUCGGCGAGGCUUUCUACCACCAACGAAAUGAGGACGUGCACAACAAGUGCAUCAACAGCAGCAUCAGCCACUACGCUGGCAUCUUCCCUGCCAACAACGAGACAGUCUCUGUGGAUAUCUACCAGGGGGGUGUCAUCCUGGGCUGCUAUUUCGGGGCGGUGGCACUAUACAUCUGGGCCAUCGGGAUCCUGGCAGCAGGACAGAGCUCCACGAUGACCGGGACCUACGCAGGGCAGUUCGUCAUGGAGGGCUUCCUGCAGCUCCGCUGGUCCCGCUUCGCCCGGGUGCUCUUCACCCGCUCCUUUGCCAUCCUGCCCACUGUCUUCGUGGCUGCCUUCAAGGAUGUCAGCCACCUCACAGGCAUGAAUGACCUGCUCAAUGUCCUGCAGAGCAUCCUGACUAGGGAAGGUGCUGAUGACCCUCAUCACAGGGCUGGUCUGUGCAAUCAACAUCUACUUCGUGGUGGACUUUCUGCCCACACUGCAGGGCCUGGGGUACUACAUCCCCCUGGGCCUGCUGCUGGCCGCCUACGUGGCCUUCGUCAUCUACCUGAUCUGGACGUGCAGCAUUGCACACGGAGCCCAGUUCCUGGCCCGGGGCAACCACCACAACCGGUUCAGCUUUGGCAUCUCCAUCGACCCGCCGGCCCUGGCAGGGGCCCAGUGACAAACCCCAUCCCCCAUUACUGUCCCCCAUCCCUGCCCAGCACGGUCCCCUGCACCGGGCGCUGGUGUGAUACCAGACCGAGCCUGGGGAUGGUGUUCUGGGUAGAGAUGCACCCAGCAAGGAAGGGGCAAGGAAGGGGUUAGCAGACGGGCAGACCUCCUCCCCCGAGUUUUAAAAGCCCCCCCCCAAUUCAGGGGUACUGGUGCAGGCUGGAUGCGGGGGGGGGGGGGCCGCGGGAGGUGCCCCCAGCCCUCGGCACAGAGGCUGCAGUGAAGUAGCGGCCCCGCAGCCCUCCCCUCCUCAUCAGCGCCGGGAGCCGCCGGCCCCCGGGACCGCUAAUCGCCGCCCGGGACCGCUGAUCACCUCCCGGGACCGCUAACCAUCCCUCGCCGCCCGGGGCGGCGGGGCCGGACCCAGCCCCCGGCCCUGCCGGAGCCCCACGGGGGACUCCGAAACUUGCGGGGGGGCGGGGGGAGGACACGGACAGGGCUGGUAAAUGGCCUGUUUGUAACCUGA